Ilex paraguariensis (yerba mate) is the source of this 2550-nucleotide messenger RNA. NCBI's taxonomy places the organism in Eukaryota, Viridiplantae, Streptophyta, Magnoliopsida, Aquifoliales, Aquifoliaceae. The record is from the annotation of a GenBank genome assembly.
GGAAAAUGCACGGAAGACCUCGUAAAGCCAAAACUCCGGAGGAAGAAAAAGCCUCAGCUAUUAAAGCUGUUCAAAUACGCACUCUUCAAUCUCAAUUCCUCCAUUAUCAUCAAAACAGAGUUUAUACUAAAGAAGCCCUGGAGAUCAAUGCGAAGCUUGUCGAAUCUAAUCCAGAGUGCUACACGGCUUGGAAUUACAGAAGACUCGCCAUUGAACACCGGCUCAGUGAGUCCGGGACUCAGGCAGAUUCGGAGUCUAUCAAAUCGAUUUUUGAUGAAGAACUGAGAGUGNAAACUCCGGAGGAAGAAAAAGCCUCAGCUAUUAAAGCUGUUCAAAUACGCACUCUUCAAUCUCAAUUCCUCCAUUAUCAUCAAAACAGAGUUUAUACUAAAGAAGCCCUGGAGAUCAAUGCGAAGCUUGUCGAAUCUAAUCCAGAGUGCUACACGGCUUGGAAUUACAGAAGACUCGCCAUUGAACACCGGCUCAGUGAGUCCGGGACUCAGGCAGAUUCGGAGUCUAUCAAAUCGAUUUUUGAUGAAGAACUGAGAGUGGCAGAGAAGGCAUUGGAGAAGAAUUUUAAGUCAUAUGGAGCCUGGCAUCACCGUAAAUGGGUGCUAAGCAAGGGAUACUCUUCAACUGAUCGUGAAUUACGACUUCUGAGUCAUUUCCAGAAGGCAGAUCCUCGGAAUUUCCAUGCAUGGAGUUACCGGAGCGUACUUCUGUCUCGUUUGUUCAAGAAAAGAGUCCAAGGAUAUUUUCCCAAGGAGAAUUUUUUGACAGAGGAGUAUGACUUUGUGCGCAAUGCUCUUUUUACAGAUCCGGAUGAUCAAAGCGACCCGGAUGAUCAAAGCGGUUGGUUUUACCAUUUUUGGCUUCUAGAUCAGACUGUUAAACUUCAGUCUCCUGUGCUAGUUUCGUCCUGGCCACCGGAUGGUUCUGAUCUUUAUGUAUCGAGAGAUGGUUUCCUCAAUGGUUCUGCUCCAUCCCCAUUCUCUAGUUUCCAUUGUAAUACUGGAAUAUUUCCUCUUGUUCUCUAUUUUAAUGAAGCAGUUGAAGGUGUAAGCUCAUCUACGGUAUCUGUUGAAUCUGAAUAUGAUGCGAGUAAAGAUCUUGUGUGGAGACCACUUUCAACAGACAAUAUUGGGUGUGCCAAAGCCUGGAUAACACAUCUAAGAUAUCCUGAUGAGAAGCUCCAUUCUUCAAAGUCUUAUCAAGUAAAGGUUAGCCUUGGUCAUUCCCAGGGCAUUGUUUCUUCAGGUGGUAUUCACCAUAGCUAUCCUUCUCAUAUUGCAUUUACUGUGUGUGUUCGACCUUGUAAUUCAGACCAUGCUGACGGGCAAUGUGUGGAGAGGAUUUCAUGGGGAGAGGAAAAUUUCAUUAUGCAUGAAACACCUUUUCUGGAAUCAAGCUCUCUUGACUCUUUUCAUCAACUAAGUAUCAAUGAGGAUACCAAGCCAACAGCUUCUCAGUGGAAUGCCAAGACUAUAGCCAAUGAGAUAGCUCAUUGUCGGGAAUUGUUGUCAUCAAUGGAUUGUAAAAUUGGAAAGCUUACACUUGCAAGACUAUUGGUGGCACAUGAUGCCAUGAUGACGUACAACAGUCCAAAAGUCCUCAAUGAUGUCCAUUCCGAAGAAGUGCUAGGACUAUAUAGUGAUUUAAUGAAAUUGGACUCACCACAUUCUCACUACUACAAGGAUGAAUAUAGCUCAGUUUUGUUCAAGAAGGUAACUUCCAAUAGGAAGUCUUUGCUGGACUCCUGCCGCCAAUAUAGGGGCUCAAUUUCUGGUGGCAUCAAUAAUUAUCUGUGUCUACAGCUAAAUAAUCUCUCAUUGUCGCGAAUUGGGUCUGUUGAGAAAUUAUUGUGGGUCCAAAUGCUAGACCUCAGCCACAACCAACUUCGGUCAAUUGAAGGAUUGGAGGCUAUGCAUCUUCUCUCUUGCUUGAAUCUUAGCAACAAUAAACUUCAGAGUUUUACGGCUUUGGAGUCUUUGAGACUUCUGAGGUCACUAAAAGUGUUGGAUGUCUCAUACAAUGAGAUUGGUGCACACUCUGUUGACACAAGCAGAUAUUUGUGCUCUUCUCCUUUGUCUCAUACAGUUGGAAGUGAUUGGAAUUUUGAGGAAUUUGCAAUCAGUGGUGUUAACGCUACAAACUACUGGGAAGCUUUUUUGAUUUUUAGAGGGCUGAAUUUGUCACAACUAGAUAUUGUGGGGAAUUCAGUUACUGAGAAAAAGUUCAAGUUCUUUCUGUUUAAACUACUGCCAGCACUUAAGUGGCUUGAUGGUGAAGAGUUGAAUGCAUCUUCGUUCUCUUAAUGGUCAGUUUUCUCAAUUCUUUUCUCUACUGUUAUUUAUACAUUGAGUUUGAUGUUAUAGUAUAAUGUAUAGGAGGACUUUUCCUUUGUUUGAAAUAGGAGUUUCCUAUACAAAUGACUUAACACGGUUACACCAAUUAUUUUGUCUUCUGGUGUCGAUAUAACUGCAGAUUUACAGUUUUCUUCUUGAAGAUUGCACUGUUUGAAUUAAACUUAAGUAAGAAGCCAAUGAUCAG